Messenger RNA from Paramuricea clavata, 9647 nucleotides. The record is from the annotation of a GenBank genome assembly. NCBI's taxonomy places the organism in Eukaryota, Metazoa, Cnidaria, Anthozoa, Malacalcyonacea, Plexauridae.
CUGAAAAUAACCUAGCGGUGGAAAGCGGCGGUACUGAUAAAAGGAAAGUCAAAAGCGUGACAAUUUGCCUUCUUUCUGAAAAGAUGCUAACUGAGCAGGAAGAUAACCUUCAUGUCUUGGUUGAAAAACGUUUAAAAAUCAUUUUUGAUUUCUAAACCGGCGAAUUUUGUUCAUCACACCAGGUAAUAACUUGUCAUUAUAAUAAACUUAUAAACGUCAUAUGACUGCUUUUUCAGAAUGUAAACAUUGUAGUUUUGUCGGAGUUUUUUUUCGGUUCGCAGCGUUCAAUUUCUCCUUGUUAUAAGCUAAAGGUCUCAAAGUGUGCAUUCUAUGGGUGUGUUAACGAAAAUAAGUGCUUUUAAAAUGCCAAUACUGUAUUUUAUAACUGGGGGUCAAAACCGUCCAUUUGACAGCACUUUAAAUCGCCACUCAGACAAUCAGACAUCUCCGUGCUUAUGUAAAUUGAUAUCAGUUUUGGAUAUAGAUCCGUAUCUAUAUUUUUAUCUUUUAUUAGCAUUUGUUUUUAAUAAACUGGUUGUUGUGCCAUAAUUCUGCGGUUUUGUUAUAUUCGUUUGUAUCGUUAAACGUUGCAAUUUGUAUAUUAAUAUUGGUUGUUAUUGGCUUUGCUAUUGACAAAGGACACUUGGUUACCUGGCAACCCUACCAGUCAUGUCAAUUUUUUUAAUAUUACUAUUCAAUAUCCUGCAGUACUGAUGUUUGCUUGCAACAAGAAACCACCUGACAUUUCAAAACAGUAUGUUGCUUUACAAUUUUUUUUUGUACAUGGCCCUGUAAGCAGGAAAAUCUAAGCUUGUGUUGACAGUGUUGUGCAUAAUCUUAUUUGAUUUAUGUUGUGGGGUGGAGGGGGACCUUGCCAACUGCCAAAACCUUUCGAGAGGGGAGUGGAGUGCCUUACAAAACACCAAAAUUUCCCCCAAAUAUUCCUCUUUUCUACUGCAAAGCUUUCUUUGGGCAAAAAUUUUUCAGCUGCAAAACAGACAACAGAGGCCCACCAAGGGGUUAUGACCGACACAUUGCUUAAAAAGAGGUGACAGACUAUCUAAAAAAGAGUGACAAAUGACAGCUACUGACUGGGAAAAUGCGACAAGUUGCGAUUUGUGUUAUUGGUCAAAAGUGACAGCGACAUUUAUUACAAUAAAACAAGUGACAAAGCAGCUACAAAGUGAAUGACAAGUGACCUGGGUUACACCCUUGGUGGGGCUCACAACAAGUGGCAUAUCUAGUUGAUGGAAAAUGCCAGAAACAACCAGACCUUAUCAUCCCACCUUUCCAUUUUAGCCCUUCUACCCCCAUCUUCCCACCUCUCUAUUUUAGCGCUCUUACCACCCCCAUCUUCCCACCUCCAUCUUCCCACCUCUCUAUUUUAGCCCUCUCACCAUCCCUAUCUUCCCACCUCUCUAUUUUAGCUCUCUUACCACCCCUAUCUUCCCACCUCUCUAUUUUAGCCCUCUUACCACCCCCAUCUUCCCACCUCCAUCUUCCCACCUCCAUCUUCCCACCUCUCUAUUUUAGCCCUCUCGCCAUCCCUAUCUUCCCACCUCUCUAUUUUAGCCCUCUUACCACCCCUAUCUUCCCACCUCUCUAUUUUAGCACUUUUACCACCCCUAUUGUCUCACCUAUCCAUUUUAGCCCUUCUACCCCUAUCUUCCCACUUCUGUAUUUUAGCCUUCCCACCCCUAUUUUCCUACCUCUCCAUUUUAGCCCUCCUAACUUUAAUUCAAUAUACAUACUAUAGACAUAGUUACAUUUGGGUUAUAAUCUGUGGAUUAUACCAAUACAUACCCUGGAUUCCAGAGCCUUCGACAGUAAAUAAUAAAUUGAAAUGUCGCAAAGGCUCUGGUUCAACGGGGCGAUUCUUUGAUUAAGCCGCGCCAAUCACAAAACAGAAUUAGUGGUUUUAGUACAGAAGCCGCGCCAAUCACAAAACAGAAUUGUGAUUGGCGCGGCUUAAUCAAAGAAUCGCCCCGUUGAACCAGAGCCUUCGCGACAUUUCAAUUUAUUAUUUACUGUCGAAGGCUCUGGAAUCCAGGGUAACCAAUACAUGGCCAAUUUUAAAAAGCACAAGGGGUCAUGAUCCUGAAUAGAGUCAUAGCCUGAUAGCCAUAGCAUGAAAUGGCAUUCGUAUGACCGGCCUCUGAUAAGUAUGCUGCGUGUAAUUAUAGACAGUAGUUUCAAAAAAUUAUUUCAUUUAAUGAAAGCCAUCAUGUUGUUUUCUGGUCCUUAUAUGGUUAUAUUAUAUAAAUUGUCUCGAAAAUAUUAAUAUUAAUAUCAACGUUGCGAAGCAAUUAAGAAGCUGGCAGCCACUCAAAAAUAAUGCGAUUAUUAAUUCGUAGUUGUGGUCCAAUGCCAAUGACAUAUUUAGUCUAUAAGUACUUAAAAAUUUAAAUUUCAGUUACUUAUCUGAAAAUGAUUAAUAUCCUCAAAACUAUCGUAAGUUUCCACUAAAAACGUUCUCAUGAGAAACUAGAGAUAUUUUUACAGAAAAAAAAGAUGUUCACAUGAAUGAUCACAUUUAAUAUUCCGAAAUACUUCUGAUAGUUAAAGUGCGAUCGCCAUUGUUACAUACGCACAGCAGCGCCGGGUGGCAAAUUGAAAUACCAGUCGAUUCAAUAAUUACGCACAAAUUAUGCCAUCAAAAAACUUGCAAUUGCAUUGGAUGUGCUGUGGAACUCACCGCAGGCAUAUAAACAAAAUAUUUGUGAGGAAACCGUGCCAGUCGAAUACGUAAAAGCUAUUAGGAAGGUAUUAAAUUCAAGUACGUGGGCUGUACUGAACGAGUCUCUAUCACGAAAAUGUCAAAAGAAUAGAAAGACACGGGCAUUAAGAGUGCGAGUCUAUGUAGGCACCGCCAAAUACGGAUUAUUUUUGACGAAGUUGACGGUAUUAUUAUAGAAGCAUGGAAAUGCCGGAUUAAUAACGAGUAAGUGGCACGUUUCGUUUAUAGUUUUCAUUUCUUUCCAACUGUGUUUUCAAAGUAGAAUAAACCACAACAAAUGAGCUUUGUAUAUAAAGAUUACAGUUCCUAACAAUAUGAAACUGUGAAAGUGGUAAAUAGGUUACCCUGAGAGCAGAACAUAGGUCUGCAUGAAGACAUGCAAUUUUUAACGGUUGCGUGUUCAAUAGCAGGGACCGGGUCUAGUAUACUCAGCUGUAGGCAAUUGAUUUGAAAAUGAAGUCUUAGACUUAGACUCUCGUUAGCUUUACACGGCAACUGUAUACGUUUAAACAGUUUGCCUACACUGUUCGACCGGCUUCAUUUGACGACAUUAUCUAAUUGACAAUACUUGCCAUUAACUUGAGUAAAACCUUAAAUCGAUCCACAGAACUAGACAGAAGCUUUUAAAGGUUAUUUUUAAACUGAAUGUGCCAUUGCACGGGCUUAAAUCCUUAAUAAAAAAAAACGCGACUCAUCUGCGUGACAAAUCGCCGGAUCUCUAAGACUAAGUUUAGUCUACAUGAAGAGUGUAUUUCAGGAGUUUUAUAUUUUCCCCAGGUAUAUAGAAAUUUAUCCCUAUACUUUAUAGAGUUGUUACAGCACUCACCUUUCAUACUUUUUUUGACAUUUUACAAGGAGUAUACUAUAGCAUACAACAAAUAAUGCAGUUUGUACAUGAAUGAUUAAUCUUUAACAUUGUCUUUAAGUUUAACUGCAGAAUGUCGAAUCACACAUAUUUUUUUAGGGGCAGUUAAUUGAUGUUUCUUCCAAUUGUUUUACGGAUCAAGUGGAGACAAUAGUAGAUAAUUAAAGUAGAUAAGACUGUUUGGUGUUAUAUGUGCAGCAUUCUUGUGUACAAGUCGAACUCGCCAAAGCUAUUUUUUAUUUCUUCAAGAGUCUUAAACAUGCAGGUAGUCUUUAUAGCAGUUAAGAACCGGAAAUAGAUCUAUCAAAUGCAAACAAUGAUUAAUAUUUUUUCCAUUCACACGCAUCUAUAAUUUCAACAUGUUCUUCUUGGCAAGGAAAGUAAUUUAACAGGUCCGUUAUGAUACGAACACCAGGAUGAGUUUGCACUUUUUGUUCCCUGACGCAAGCUUGGAACAAUUAAUUGUUGCUAUAAUAAAUUUAUAAUUUGUAACAAAUUACGUCAAUGGGAAGAGGACAAGUCUUCCCAUCGCCAACUUUCUUACAAGUCUUCCCAUUCAUCUGUAUGCAUAAUCAAAUUGUUGAGAUCAUGAUGCUUGCAACCACGUGCGUAUCAGUGAGGGAAAACAAUACUAGGACUUCUUAGUGUUAACAACUUUAGAAACGCUGAUAUUAUCGUCAAGCUUAUGACAAGAUUGUUUAACACAACUUGUUUCAGACGUAUGUACAACUUUGGAACAAGUUUAGGGAAUAGGUCUAGUAUCGAGCGUGGGAAAAAUAUAUCGUACGAGUACCUUAAAAGUUUUAUCUUCUCAUGGUGAAAAUCGUAUAGCAAAAUAUUGCUUCAUCAUUCACAAGACAAAGGAGAAGUUCGGAUUUGACUUCCACUACGGCUGCCAUUAAGGAACCAUUAACCAAUCAGAUGCGUUUGAUAUAUCCGAUUAACCAAUCAGAUGCGUAUACCAAGUCAGUGAGAGAGAGUGGAAGUCAAAUCUGAACCUCUCUAAAAUUGAUAGUUGAUUUCGUCACCAUCAAGAAUAUUCGUAGUGGAUCUGAUAUAGUCUACUCCGCAGGCAGCCAUCGCAAUACACUUGAAUCUCAAUAAUUGAUAUGGCUGUGGAAGAGCGGUGCCGCGCGUUGGUCUGAUAUUUAGAUGAGAAUUGACGAGACUGCCUUGGUAGUCACGCAUUGUUACGGCGGAAAAUUUCAAGCUCUAUAGAUUAACACAUAAAGGUUUGAUGCGUGUAAUUGUAUAACUACAAUACAUGAUAGUGUUGGAAAAGUAUUAGGAACAGCUAACAAAGGUCGCAUGACUACCAACGAGUCAUUUUAUCAGGACUUAAUCUGAUGAUAUAUUCAAUAUUUUUAAGGAGUUGUAAAGCGAGAGAAUGGCCGAUGAGGAAGAUACAGACAGUCUGGACUUGAGAUGCGGAUGGCGCUCGUGGAAACCGAAGUUCAUGCAACAGUUUAACAGUCCAAAAUGGUUCCUCUUCUUUUUCACCGUUUUCUCGUGUGUCCAAGGUAAGAUAAGACAAAGAAGACAUGGAUGAACUUUAGUAGAGUUCGAUUUUGUAUAACCAGCUCUGUUUUCCUCGGCAGGCAUGAUCAUCAGCGGUUUCACAGCAGCUGGGCUAACGUCAAUGGAGCGUCGUUUUCAACUGACUAGUAAGCAAGCUGGGAUGAUCGUUGCGGCACAUGAUGUCUCCUCUUUGAUCUUUGUUGUAUUUGUAAGUUACUACGGUGAAACUAGACACAAGGCAAAGUGGAUCGGCAUCGGAGCACUGGUGACUAGUAUUGGCUGUCUUCUCUUUGCGUUACCCCACGUACUUGCGGGGAAAUAUGCUCCAAAUGAGAGCGUGAGGGAUACUCUUGAGAAGUCCUUGUGUUUUCCAAAUUCUAAUAACGUUACAACAUCAUGUGAGAAUCUCUCCGCCUCGGACUGGAAAUAUAUGUUUGUAUUUAUUGGAGCAAAGUUAGUUCUCGGUGCAGGCAUGACCCCGGCUUUUACCCUUGGUCCUGCGUAUAUCGACGAGAAUGUGUCCCCGGAGGUGGCCCCCAUGUACAUUGGAGUGUGGUUCAUUGCGACUUUCUUUGGACCUGGGGUCGGAUACCUCGCUGGUGGAACAUUGAUGAACAUUUAUGUAGACUUAAUACAGGUAUAGUUUGCUGUUUUGCUGGCAAGAUAUUCCGCAAUCACGUAAGCAAACUCUUAAUAUUACAUUUUCAUUACAGCCUCCUGACAUGGAUCUUACACCAUCUGACCCACGUUGGGUGGGUGCGUGGUGGUUAGGGUAUUUCUGUGGUGGUAUUCUAUUGCUCGUUACAUCCUUGCUUAUCCUUGCAUAUCCACGUGAGAUGCCUGGAACGAAGGAGAUUCGUGCUCGAGCUAUUCGCGACGGUAAGUUUUUCGCUUUAACUUAAAUUAAAUUUGUUCAUAGAUAUCUACAUCUAAACCUGUAUUAAAACGAUCAACUCCAAAAAUAGUCCGAAGUUGAGGCUGUUGAGCCAAAUUUAAAAGCUAUUCUGCCUUCCAUUUUCGUCCCCAGGCCACUAGUUUUGGUUCGCUUGGUUGUUCCCAGAUCUCCAUUCAAACGUUUGGCCACCUCCACAAAAUUAAAAUCUACAGACUUGACAUAAAGCUUCAUAUAUUUUAGGCAAAGUAAUGCAAAGCAACCAGAAGUUGCACGGCCGCAUGUCAGAAAUCAUCCCAGCUACAAAAUAUCUUGUGUGUAAUGCGGUGUACAUGUGCAACACAUUAGCCCUGACUGGCACAGGACUGGUGGUCACAGGCUUAGCACCAUUCAUAUCCAAGUUCUUACAGUCGCAGUUUGGCGCCAAUACGGCAGAUGCUGGCAUCUUUGCUGGAGUAGUAAUCAUCCCCGGUACCGCAGGCGGUAUCAUCCUGGGAAGUUACUUGAUCAAACGGCUGGACCAGCGGAUCGUGUGUAAAGAUGCUGCAAAGUACUGUCUCAUCUUCUCUUUCGUCGGGAUUUUUGGAACGUUGACGUUCUUGAUCCCCGGAUGUCAGACGACAGUUAUUGCUGGCGUGAAUACUCCCUAUCCGGAAAUGUAAGUGGUGUGGACCUUGAGCUUGUAGGAGGACAACGCGACCCGCACUUCUUCAAACCAGACCCUGCCUUUUUAGGAUUAACUCGUGCCCAAGUAGUAUAGGGAAUACUGCUGGUAGGAUUAACUCGUGCCGCAAGUUUGGCAUAGGAAUACUUCUUUCUUGAAGAGAAGCCCCUUCAAAGACCCUACCUUAUGUAGGAUUAAACUCGUGCCGCAAGUAGUAUAGGGAAUACUGCUGUCUUGAAGAGAAGCCCCUUCUUCAGGGUUACUUUCCAAUUCAGACUUGGGGUUCAGGAUCAAAUUUGUGCCCCCCCCCCCCCUUCUUUAGUUAUUUUCGGCGGUCCUAUUAAGAUCCACUACUACAACUUAGUUUGGUGGGGUUCUUUUUGGGAGGGGGUCACUGUGUUCAUGAUAGUUGUCUUGUACCCUUGAACUGUAUAUGCCAGUGUACGUAGUGCCAAAAGCAUUAACAAGCUUUCGUUGGUAGGAAUGCAACUACCUGAAAAUAUAAGGAGAAUUUCGACGUUUUGAGCGAAGACCCUUCUCGUUGGGCCCAGUCGAAAUUCUCCUCAUAUUUUUAAGGUAGUUGCAUCGCUACCGACGAAAGCUUGUCUUGUACCUUUGUUGCUUUAUGGAUCCACCUACUCCACUCAGGCAGCUAUCUCCCCAUUCUAUAUCAAAAGUGACAAUGGCACAAUGCUGUGGUUAAUUCGCUUCUCUUGCGUACAUUAUAGGACAAGACUUCAGAAUAUGUCGUCAUGUUACAGUCCCUGUAACUGUGUGAAAAUUGAUUAUAUUCCAACCUGUGGAAGAAAUAACAUUACUUUUUAUGACCCCUGUCACGCUGGCUGCUCAAUUAUGUUUGAGAACAAGGUAUAUUUCAUGUGGUAAACUACUUAAAUAAUAAUAGAAAUAGAGCUGUCACUGUGUGUAAGAUGCGAUCUUAAAACUCAAGAUGUGUUUCUUUUUAAUAGACGUAUUCGCAUUGUCGAUGUAUCGCAAAAGCAAUGAAUCUUUCGUUGUCCGAGAGUUCUGCUAAACCAGGGACUUGUGACAAAAAGUGCAAAAAUCUAGUACCGUUCCUAUUUGGAGCAUUUGUAUUGUUGUUUACCAACUUCAUCGUGGCCACACCCAAUAAGACUGUGGUAUUACGGUAAGUGUACUUUUCGUGGUAUUGGCUGUGAUGAUUAGUGAUGGUGGUGGUAACGAUGGUGGUUGUACUGAUGGUGGUGAUAGUGAUGGUACUGAUGGUGGUGGUAGAGAUAGUGGCUGUAGUGGUGCUGGUGGUACCGAUGGUGGUAUUGAUGGUAAUGGUAGUGAUGCUAGCGGCUGUGGUAGCGAUAAUGGCAACGGUAUUAAUCGUCACCUUAGUAAUGGUUUUGGUUGUCAUGGUAUUGUGGUGGCUAUGAUGGUUUUCGCGAUGGAAAGAUUGUUACAGUAUAUAGCAAGGCAGUUCAUGAUGGUGAUGGAUGAAGGUUAAGGUGAUGGUUACGUUGGUUCGAUUAUAUCCGGACUAUAAUGGUUCAGUGGUUAUGUAAGAUGAAUAUGGUGAUGGUAGUGAAAGUAUUCGCGGUGGUUUGAUGGUGGAAAUUUUUGGUCAUUGCUUUUGGUGACCAUGGUGGUGCAUAUUUCCUACAGUUAUGGUUAUGUUUUACAGAUCCGUACCAUACAACUUACGAUCGUACGCAUUAGGAUUUCAAUGGUUAAUCAUGUCCUCGCUCGGCUCAAUGCCUGGGCCAGUCUUAUUUGGCGCAUUUAUAGACAAGACAUGUAAUCUCUGGGAAGAAAGAUGUAAUGAGACGGGAGCAUGUCUUGAAUAUGAUAAUGCACAGCUUAGCUAUCUUAUUCUCGCUGCUGGAUUGUUAUUCCAAGGUAAGAAUAGGAUUAGCUUCACUGCAAUGAUCAUCCGCUAAACCUUUGUCGAUUGAACUACUAUGUGAGGAGGCCUAGCUCGUUUAGAACAAUUUACAAUAUUGUACUGUCGGCAUAACUGAUGUGCCCAGAUAGAACUCGUCUAUAAGCAAAACGAGUUCAAUGUCUUAAAUUUUAACUAUUUCGAACAAAACGCAUAAGUUUAUAGGACGUUAAAGCUCGUCAGCAAAAUCAACGAGUUCGAUCAAUAUUUCACAUCGGUGAUGUUUCUGUUAGCCUACGAAGCCAACAAACCUUGUCACAUGAAGUUUAAGAGAUAUUAAUUUUAUUACAGAAUAAUAUUCUGUAAUAUACCUCGAUCAAUCUAGUAUUAGAUACCAUCGAUCAAUCUAGUAUUACCCUUUAGUUAACUAAGUGUCUGAUGCUUCACAAAACAGCACUCCAUAUCUGUUAAAAUUGCCAUUCCAGAGUGUGUAGAUUAUAUAUACAUAGGCACUGCUUGUUGUUUACAGCCAUAUUUUUCAAUAAAUUGUCACCAUAAACCAGACUUAAAUAUUAACUGAAAUCUAGCGAGAAAAAAUGUAAAAAUUACUUAUUUUAAUGCUUGCUUUUCACUUCCAGUACUGGCGACCAUCUUGUAUUUCCUCUCGUGGUAUUUCUGUAAGUCCAACAAGCCAGCGGACAACGGAGACAAGAGCUUCGUCACCGCGGAUGACAAUCUAACAGACUUGGAACUACAGAGAAUCCAAGAAGCACGCAAUACGGGAUCUCCGCUCAUUCAAGUCCGCGGCCUGGGUUCUAAUGACGAUGACGUCAAAGACAUUCAUGCUAGUCAGUUGUCAUUAGUUUCAUUGACAGCGCGAGGUAUGGGUAAUGUGGCGAGAUAUCCAUCAGGCACCCUAGAUACCCAGUUGUGAUCCACCAGUCAAGGUCAAGGAAUACAAGUGGAGCCAAUGGACCUUUAACCUUAUAACUAAAAUUUUGAUCUAGACAAGUCUAGACAAAAAUUUCAUCACAGCUUGAAAGAGCAUCACAAAAUUAGUAAUAUUCCGAAGUUUCGUUGCGAAAUGUUGUAAAAUGCGGAUAAUAUAGCCCUGCGAAAUUU